This is a messenger RNA of Cydia pomonella (codling moth), 558 nucleotides long. Its product is annotated as hemolymph lipopolysaccharide-binding protein-like. Bases 1 to 558 code for a protein of 185 amino acids. Lineage: Eukaryota; Metazoa; Arthropoda; Insecta; Lepidoptera; Tortricidae. The record is from RefSeq and is a predicted model, not a curated record. The transcript has 4 exons.
AUGGGCUCCUGUGCUAACAGUCCCACCGGCUACGACUAUAGUCGAGAGGCGGACGCGUGGUUGAACCUCCACACCAAGCCUACCUCCUUUUCAAACGCAAAGAUUCGUUGCCAGCAAGAAGGGGGAGUCCUAGCAUCUCCCACGACCAAUGCAGUGGCCCAGGUGAUGUUGACCACGCUGGCCGAGCGCCAGCUUAUGGGCACCCUGUUUACUGGAAUAAAAUCCCUCAAUUCUGGAGAAAACGUACAGGGAGUGCCGGUCACCUCUGUCCCGCUAUGCUGGGUUGCUGACAUCGCCGAUGAUGAUAAUGAUGGCGAGGAUUGCUGGGCGCUGGCUGGAGCGGGCUCUCUGGUAGACGUGAACUGUGCAAGAGAACUCCCAUACUACUGUCGACAGGACAACGCUAGCAUUACGAGAAACUUGUGCGGCGAUGUUGAUGGUAAGGGUUUUGCUAUCAAAGGGUCUGACAUGUGUGCCGCUGACCCGCUAUGCUGGGCUGAAGACGGCACCAUUGAUGCCGAGGAUUGCUGGGCCCUGGCAGGAGCAGCGCUCUGGUAG